AUGGAUUUUGUUUACGGGAAGAUUAAAUUAGGAAAAGAAGAAAUUAUGAAAGCUUUGGGUAAUCAAGAGAAAGCUUACAAGCCUAUUAUAGAUAUCAUAACCAACAAGAUGAAAGGUAAGCUAGAUUCAAAAUUACAUCUGGCUGCUUAUCUUUUGAAUCCUUAUUAUCAUUAUAAGGAUUCACAACUCCACCAUGAUCACGACAUAAUGGAUGCGGUUCUUGAAUUUUUUGAUACAUUACUUUUUGAAGAUUUGGAGAUGCAAAGACAAGUCGUGACUAUUGAAUUGCCAAAGUAUAAGGAAAAAGUUGAUAGAUUUGGAGUGGAGCUUGCAUAUAAAUCUUGUAUGUCGAACGAUGCCGACUUUGAUCCAGCAAGAUGGUGGGGACUUUUUGGUGGCUCAAGUCCUCAUUUGACAAAGAUUGCAAUGAGCAUUCUUUCUUUAACUAGUAGUUCAUUGGGUUGUGAAAGGAAAGUGAGCACGUUUGAAGUGAGAAAAGAUAGGACUUUAGAAGUGCUUUUAGCAAAUGAUACUCACUCGGGUCAAGAAUGGAUUGUUGAUUGUAAUGAUUGUGAUGUAGAUGAAGUUGACCCAAAAUCAAUUAUGGAAUCGGCUAAUGAAGCUCUCGGGACUAAUGAUAAUCAAGCACCCCGUCAAAAUUCAACAACUAGAGAACUUUUUGAUGAAGAUUUCGAGUCCGAGAAUGAGAAGCAAGUGUUUGAAGAAGGUGAAUAUGAAUUAGAUGGAGUUCAAAUAUUGGAAGAAGUCAGAGGAGAUUAG
Lactuca virosa is the source of this 780-nucleotide messenger RNA. The record is from the annotation of a GenBank genome assembly. NCBI's taxonomy places the organism in Eukaryota, Viridiplantae, Streptophyta, Magnoliopsida, Asterales, Asteraceae.